AUGUUUUCAAGUGCCACCGAUGAUACUGUCAGUGAAGAAUUAAAAUCCUCAGUCAAUGUGGACGUCCUUCGUCUGCUGGCGGCCCGGUCUGCUGAGAUGAUGGCAUGCGAGGCGUCUCUGCACUUGGCGACUUCCCGCGCCGUUGCCCCACUCCAACGUCUGCCGGUGCGCCUGCGCAGACGUGCCGCCAGUCACCAAAUCAGGCGUCUUCCUCGUCGUCUGCAUUACAGACCGGUUCACGCAACGACCCAGAAGCUGCUGACGCAGGCCAAGAAGUGCCGGCGUUAUCGACGUCGCCCACGGCGUUUGGCGGCGCUUGCCGCAAGAAGAGCUCUUCUACCAACUACUGUGGCCUCGGGGGUCAAGUGGAUUCCCACCUCCCUCUGGCACGCCAAACGCUUCCACAUGGUGGAAAAUUGGGGCUGGCGCCUGCCCUACGCACCCACUGACAAGAUGUUCAAGGCCCUGCAAAGGGACACCACAGACCGAUGCUUCAUGCUGGACCUUGGAUAUAUGAACAGCUUCUCAAUUUCUGGCUCCUUGGGUCUGCUGAAACAAUGUCUUUCGGAGGUGACUCUUCCCUUCUACGUGUCUAGCGUCACCCCUGACGCCUCGUCGGAGUCUACUCUGCCCGGCUUCCACGAGACAGUUGCUCUCUUCUGUUGCGAAGCAGCACAAAACCGACAACCGACCGGUGUCGCUAGUCUCCCCAACAUAUCUCGCCCUAUUCUCGGACCUGUUCGCAUAUUAUGGGGUCCGGUAAUUCAGCAGAACGAGGCUGAACCAACUUCAACCGUCUGGCUCUGGCUUCAUCCCUGUAUGUCGUCGGAAGCCUGGAAACUGCUUUCCUCGCUUGACUACGUCUCCACGUCUUCCGAUGAAAACGCAGGUGGCGGUGGUGGUGGCAGCCUGAGACUCAGCGACUGUACAGGGCAUCUGUGCCGCCUGAAACUCGUUGGCCCCUUUGCCCACCAGGUGCUCGCGGACUUACUCAAACAACCGGCUACCCCACAGCCCGACUCAGCAGGUGAUUGGCCCUUGUGGCAGGCUCUUUGCGAAUACCAAAAGGCCGGUCUGGUCCCGUGUGGUUGCGGCAUUGGACUAAUCUGUAUACUACCCGGUGAUACCCGUGUUAUCCCGUUUAGGCCGCGUUUAAAACUGUACAACCGAAACUGGCUGAUUCCUGUGCCCGAGGCAGAUGAGGUCCCAAGUCGUCUGAAGGGCGGCUUUGUCCCAAACUCCCUCUCCGCGGGUGAACUAGCCAAACUCAAGCGACAACUCUGCUCUCCAACCUCUAACGCACUUCUUUCUCGGUGGUUCGCUUCACCGGAGCCCUGUUGUGCGCCGGAUGCCGGUAUUCCUGUAUUGCUGAUCCAGAAUGGAACCCCGCCCCUGGCCAGCCAGAAGUCUCAAUGCAUCGGUUGGGACAUCGUGAUGCCUCGUCAACUAAGGACCACCUCCACAGAGGACGGGACUACUCAGCCGACGUCGUCGUCGUCGGUGGAUACGUCGGCUCCCCGUGACCUUGUGAUAAGUUGUGUGUACCGCGGAGUGCGUGUUGGUGGGCUCCGGGAUCAGCUGCGAUGGGCGACCAUCACCACCGAGGGCGCCGGACGAGUUGACGCCUUCCCCUACGCUCUCUGGCCCGACACACCGGCAGCCCGCCUCGUCACAGACAACCACACGCAUCUGAAAGUUGGGCCAGCAGCCGACGGACGCCUGACGAGUGACGCUAAACGACGGGCACGAAUCAAAUUUCGCAACUCAGCGCCAACCUCCAAUGACUGGCUUCGCCUGAUGCAGUCGUGUCAGGUGGUACCAGAGGACGUCCAAGAUUCAUUUUACUUCGUGUUGCGGGACAAGGCCAUGCUCGUUUUGGUUGUUCGGCGUCUCCUGGCUGGUGACCCACAGGCCCGUCACCUGACCGUUGAACACAUGACGCGAUACGACCCCCUUCUACCCAGGGCGCUUAUCAUGGUAAAACUGGAGGCGGUCUCGCGUGGCAUUCCUGGACCAAGGGCCGAGAUUUUUGCGCCACUGAGCACAGACGAUCUUUCACUGGGCCCUAUUGCCGAAGACCCCGCCCGGAAGUUGUUAGGCUUUGUGGACGAGGGUGCCUACGCGUUUUCCCAUGGCUCCUGCGUAGCAGUGGGGUUCAUUAGUCUCGCCGCCGCGUGUUGCAUUCCUCUCACCGAGCGCCUUCCGAACGGGCUAAAAGUGGUUCUCUUCAGAAGCUCAAAAUCUGGCCAAUUGCAUAGUGCAAAGCUAACCGUUAUAAUCUAA
Mesocestoides corti is the source of this 2283-nucleotide messenger RNA. The record is from the annotation of a GenBank genome assembly. Lineage: Eukaryota; Metazoa; Platyhelminthes; Cestoda; Cyclophyllidea; Mesocestoididae.